GAGAAAAACUCCACUUGAGGUACUUUCAACACGAUGAAAACACUCAUCGCUAACAAUUCCGUAUUUUAUUUACGGAAGGACGUUUAUGAUAGUUAUAAGGAAUACCGGGAUGAUUUUAAACAAGUGGUUAAAGAGAGAGAGCAAAGUAGGAGCAGCUUUUUUCACCAAUCACCACAAAUCUAUUAUAGGCCAUUUUUGGUCGGCUACAUUACCAAAAUUUGCAGUAAAAAAUCACUGAGUCAGGGUUGUCUACAUUUGGCUGUCUAUAUUUUAGACAUGUUUAUGGACCAACACCAUAUAAUCCCCGAAAAACUGCUCUUGGUAGCAAACGUGUGUCUCAUAAUGGCCGCAAAACACGAAGAAAACGCACAAAAAAUCCCCAGAUCUAGUGAACUAAAUCAUUUAGUUGACAAUCAAUACCCAAUCACUGAUUACAUAAAGUUGGAACAUUACUUAACCAUUCAUUUUUUUCAACAUGACAUAAAACUUCAGUGUGCUGUGCAUUACGUAUUUUAUUUCAUGCAAGAAUUUCUAACUUUUGAGGAUCUAGACAACGGAAAAAAUUUGCGUACUUUAUUUUAUGAUUUUCAUGAAGCUGUUAGUGUCCAUUUGGAUAAAAUAAUCGAAGAUGUGCAUUAUAUGCAGUUGUACCAACCGUCGAAACUGGCAGCUGCAAUAAUCGCAGCAGGCCGUUCUGACAUUGGAUUAACUCAGUGGACCAAACAAUUGGAGAAUUUAACCGAAUACAAAGUAGAUGAUUUGGACGAAAUCGUAGAGAAUUUAUUGGAGAAAAAACAACUGAGAUGUCUGCAUUGUGACUUUGAGUAGUGUACUACCAACCCCAAAUAAAAAAAUCCCUAAAUAGUAAA
Tribolium madens (black flour beetle) is the source of this 869-nucleotide messenger RNA. Its product is annotated as cyclin-J. Gene Ontology annotation, molecular function: cyclin-dependent protein serine/threonine kinase regulator activity. NCBI's taxonomy places the organism in Eukaryota, Metazoa, Arthropoda, Insecta, Coleoptera, Tenebrionidae. Gene Ontology annotation, cellular component: cytoplasm; nucleus; cyclin-dependent protein kinase holoenzyme complex. Gene Ontology annotation, biological process: regulation of cyclin-dependent protein serine/threonine kinase activity; mitotic cell cycle phase transition. The coding region runs from base 34 to 828 and encodes 264 amino acids. The record is from RefSeq and is a predicted model, not a curated record. The transcript is spliced from 5 exons.